AUGACUUAUUCCGAAAAACAACCCUUGUUAGAAUACAGCAAAAAGAUUGCUGAUGAUCAUGAAGUUUCAGUCAGAUCAUUCAACUUUCCCAUUUUCGAAAACACAUUAUCCUUAUUCAACUCCAUUAAUCCUUUCCAAAACUGUUUAACUCCUUUGACUCGUAAGGUUUCAGAUAUACUGCUUAAUGAUACCGAUGAUAUUGAUGUUGAUAGUGAUUAUAACUUAUCUGAUGAUGAAGACACACCAUUACCUGAUUUACCAUAUGAAUCGGAUGAUUUCCCUAUUCUUUUACCGAGCUCAAAGUUAUCCCAAAGGGAAAAAUUAUAUGAAUUAAGGAAGUUAAUGAAGGAGUAUAAUAUCGGGACAUAUAUUAUUCCAUCUGAAGAUGAACAUCAAUCGGAAUAUACUUCAUUAUCUGACAAACGCAGAGAGUAUAUAACUGGAUUUACCGGAAGUGCAGGAAUUGCUAUUGUUACUUUGACCAACGCAAACACUUUAACUGGUGAAGCAAUAUUAUCAACGGAUGGAAGAUAUUUUUUACAGGCAGAAAAGCAAUUAAAUCCAAGAUUAUGGAAGUUGUUUAAACAAGGUGCUACUGGUUAUAAACCAUGGCACGAAUGGAGUGUUGAAUCUGCUUCCAAGAAUGGAUUUAGCAAAGUGAUUUCCUGUGACCCAAGAGUGGUCAGUUUAUCAAUUGGUGAAUAUUUUGACAAACAGGCUAAAUUUCAUAAAUCAUUCCAAUUCAAACCAUUAUUGCUGGUCAAUCUUGUUGAUGAAAUAUGGGGUGCAGAAAAGCCGUCUAGACCAUUGGAUCCAAUCUAUGUUUUACCAUUGCGUUACAGUGGAGAACACACCAAUGAUAAAUUAACCAAAAUAAGACAAGCCAUGAAAGAAAAGAAUAGCACUCACUAUGUGGUGUCUGAGUUAGAUAGUAUUGCUUGGUUGUUUAAUUUGAGAGCAGAUAAAGACAUUCCCUUCACACCAGUGUUUUUCGCAUAUGCCUUAGUAACUUUGGAUUCGAUAGUAUUGUAUGUUAAUAACGACAAAUUGCCCAACGACGAUGCACAACUCAAUGAAUAUUUGUCGAGUAUCGAAAAUUUGACAAUUAAAGAUUACAAUGAGUUUUUCAAAGAUGUUUCCAAGUUAAGUGAACUCAAAGAUAAGGAAUCCGUCGUUUUGCCAACAAGAUCAGCAACGUCAUAUGCUUUAUAUGAUACUAUUUCCAAAUCCGUUAACAAGUCACUGUUGUAUCAUGAAUCAAUAAUUGCGAAUUUGAAAAUUUUUAAAAACAAAACUGAACUUUUCAAUGCCAAAAUUGCUCAAUACAAAGAUUCUUUAGCAUUCAUUAUUUUUUCAGCUUGGUUAGACUAUCAGUUGGUCAUUAAAAAGAAAAAAAUAUCAGAAUACGAUGCAGCAUGUAAAAUAUAUUCAAUUAGACAGAAAUUACCCAAUUUCAAAGGGUUAUCUUAUGAGACUAUUUCUUCAACAGGUGCUAAUGCAGCAAUCAUCCAUUAUGCACCAACAAAAACCGAACAUCUGAUAAUUGAUCCAACUAAACCUUAUUUAAUUGAUUCAGGGGCUCAUUAUCUUGAAGGUACCACUGAUAUCACUCGAACCUACAAGUUUGGAUAUCAUGGAUUGACUGAUCGUGAUAAAUUGUAUUAUACUUUAGUUCUUAAAGGUCAUUUAUCAUUGGCAAUGGCCAAAUUUCCUCCAAAUAGUAGUUCUACGGGGACAAUUUUGGAUGCAUUUGCUCGUCAGCCAUUAUGGAAUAAAGGGUUAGAUUUUAAUCAUGGUACUGGUCAUGGUGUUGCCAGUUUUGGUCCUGUCCAUGAAGGACCGUUAUAUAUUCUGACGACUUCUGGUGGUCCAUCAAAAGGGUUAUUCCAACCAGGAGCAAUAUUAACUGAUGAGCCUGGAUAUUAUGUUGAUGGUGAAGUUGGGUUUAGAAUUGAAAGUGAAUUGGAAGUGGUUGAAUGUGAUGGUUCUUUAGGGAAAACAAGACAAGGUGAAAAUUUCCUUGGAUUCAAUUAUUUGACAAAGGUACCUUUUUGCAGAAAAUUGAUUGAUACAACUCAAUUAUCUCCGAUUGAAAUUCAAUGGAUUAAUGAGUAUCAUCAAAGUAUCAGAGACGAUUUUGGUAGUAAAUUGUUAGAGCUAAACGAGAAAAAAGUUUACAGUUGGUUAUUGAACGAAACUGAACCCAUUUAG
Messenger RNA from Candida albicans SC5314, 2211 nucleotides. RefSeq lists its product as uncharacterized. Lineage: Eukaryota; Fungi; Ascomycota; Pichiomycetes; Serinales; Debaryomycetaceae. The record is from RefSeq and is a predicted model, not a curated record. The coding region runs from base 1 to 2211 and encodes 736 amino acids. The transcript has a single exon.